AUGGUUUCAACUUACGCAGUACUCGGUGUCACUGGCAACUGCGGUAGUUCUCUCGUUCAAGUCCUCCUCCAGUCUUCAGAUACCAGAAUUCACGCAUAUUGUCGCAACAAGGCCAAGCUUCAUCACAAAUUACCUGAAGUGGUGGGAAACGACCGGGUGGAAGUCUUUGAAGGAGGAGUCCACAAUGUUGAAUUACUGGCCCAAUGUGUUCGCAAUUGUCGAGCUGCUUUCCUCGUUGUCACUAUGAACGAAAACCUGCCUGGCUGCUGCGUUGCCCAGGAUACCGCCCGCAGUCUCAUCACUGCACUCAAAGGAAUUAAAACGGAAACCGACCCGUCUCCGAUCAUGCCGAAGUUGGUCGUUUUGUCAUCCACAACAAUUGAUCCCCAUCUUUCUCGUAAGAUGCCGUGGUGGUUUCACCCCAUCAUGAUACGGGCGGGCUCUUAUGUCUACGAGGACCUUAGAGUACAGGAGAAGUUUCUCCGCUCCCAGGAAGAUUGGAUCUCAACAAUCUUCAUAAAGCCAGGUGGUUUGGCUGUGGAUAAAGCGAGGGGCCACAAGCUCGAUUUUGACGAGGAAAACUCCUUCAUCGCAUACCUGGGUUUAGCUGGAGCAAUGGUUGAGGCAGCAAACGAUCCUGACAAUCGAUAUGAUAUGAGGAAUGUCAGCGUAGUAAAUACUGGAGGAAGUGCAAAAUUCCCUGCGGGGACCCCCUUAUGUAUAUUAUCUGGGCUUUUGAGUCAUUACUUUCCAAGUUUACACUCUUAUCUUCCAAAAUCGGGGCCUUGA
Molecule: messenger RNA, 789 nt
Organism: Nannizzia gypsea CBS 118893
Lineage: Eukaryota; Fungi; Ascomycota; Eurotiomycetes; Onygenales; Arthrodermataceae
Product: OrdB protein
Exons: 1
Coding region: 1-789 (262 amino acids)
Source: RefSeq, a predicted model, not a curated record